Cladocopium goreaui is the source of this 2457-nucleotide messenger RNA. Lineage: Eukaryota; Dinophyceae; Suessiales; Symbiodiniaceae. The record is from the annotation of a GenBank genome assembly.
AUGCAGAUCUUCGUCUACGAAUUCAUCACAGGCGGUGGUCUGCUACGCUCGGGCGAAUGCGAAUCGACGCUCUCUUCGCUUCGGGACGAAGGCUUGGCAAUGUUCAAGGCCAUCGCUACCGACCUUGCGCAAGUGAAGGAUGUGGAAGUCCAUGGACUGUGGGAUGCCCGGCUAGAGUCACCUCCCUCGGAAUUGCCGGUCACAGUGAGCUCGGUUGCCAACCGGGACGAUCAGCAGCGGACGUUUGACCGGCUGGCAGCCACCGCUGAUGCGACAUUGGUGAUUGUCCCCGAGACGGGUGGGGAACUAUUCUUGGCUGCAAAACGGGUGCUGGAAGUGGGGGGGCAGUUGUUGGGGCCCGCUCCUGAAUUGAUUGCCUUAGUUUCCGAUAAGCAUGCGUUAGUACAGCAUUUGUCGCAGCACGGCGUCUCUGUGCCUGAAGGCCGGGUUCUGCAUGUGGGCGACUCUCUCCCGCAGGCGUUGGAUUAUCCGGCGGUCUUGAAGCCGCUUGAUGGGGCAGGGGGUCUGGAGACGUUUCUAGUGGCCGAUGCAGCUCAAGUAAGUAGCUCUCGCCCCGGGGUCGACUGUCGGCUUGAAGCGUAUUGCCCUGGCGUGCCUGCUAGUGUCGCUUUUCUCUGCGGACCGGCUGGGAAUGUGAUUUUGUCUCCAUGCCGGCAGAAUGUGAGAAUCGAGCAAAACGCGUUUCAUUACCGCGGAGGAUUGGUCCCGCUACCAGCCUCCUUGGCAACCCGAGCGAUGCGACUCGCCCGAGGGGCAGUGGAAAGUUUGCACGCGCCGCGAGGGUAUUUGGGUGUCGAUCUGAUCCUGGGAGAAGACCCUGCCGGCAAGCAAGACUUUGUCUUGGAGAUCAAUCCUCGGCUUACGACGUCUUAUGUCGGGCUCAGGCAGGCGGUCUCAGGCAACUUGGCCAAGUUGAUGCUAGACGUUUUAGUCGGAAAGUGUGUCGAGUUGUGUGGUGAGCCUCGAGCGGUAGAAUUCUCAGCCGAUGGCCGCGUUUGGGCAUCUGAAGAGGAUUUGGCUGCCGCAUUACGUGGCUUGCUGGAAGAGUUGCCUGCCGAGCGCAACAUCGUCGCUACAAUGACUGGGGAGUUGGCCGACUGUUUCGCGACUAAGUCUGAGGGCGUUCGCUCCAUUGUUGAAGCGAUGUCUCAAUCCGCACCAGGGCGUUCCCUAAAUUGGUACACACUGGAUGGCACCUUUGUGCAUUCAGGUUUCGCGAUAGACAACCCUUCGAAAGUGGCGGCCGCGAAUUGGCACGCCUUGGCGAAGUAUGCUGCCUUGGCGGUUGAAGCUUCGACCGGGCUGUUGAUCGACAUUGGUUCUACCACUGCCGACAUCAUUCCAUUCACCAGUGGAGAGCCGGCUCCUAGUGGGUAUACCGAUACCGAACGAUUGUCGACUGGGGAACUGGUUUACACAGGCGUCGAACGAACACCGGUCUGCGCGAUUGCUCCCACGGUUCCCUGGCGUGGACAUAACUGCCGCGUUGCUGGCGAGCUUUUCGCCACCGCGUGGGAUAUUUACCUCACGCUGCAGCGGCUUCCCGAAGAGCCGGACGCUACUCAUACGGCUGACGGACGACCCGCAACCCGCGCUGCGGCGGCCGGGCGAUUAGCGCGUUCGAUUUGUGCCGAUGCGGCAGAGUGUGGACCGGAAGACGUUCUGCAGAUCGCCAAGGCAUUGGCCAACGCUCAACGAAACACUCUGAUUGAUGCCGCUAGCCAGGUGAUCGAGCGGAUGGCGAAACGGCCUCAGGUGACGGUUGUAUCGGGGCAGGGGGAGUUCCUGGCCCGAGAGGUAACUCAAGCGGUGGCACCGGAAGCAGAGAUUCUGUCGCUUACGGAGCGGUUGGGCCCAGUAGCGUCUCGUGUGGCGGAAUCACUUUCUCGCUGGAUCCAGCAGCAGCCUCCGAUGCUCUCACUGCUGGUAGUUGGUGGCGGGGCCAGCGCGGAAAUGAUUCGCCGUCUUGAUCGCACGCACGCCCUGGGUGAGUCGGCUGCCCACUGGUUAGCCAUUCGGGCGAUGCAGUUCAAUGCGAAGGUGAUUGAAGCGUUGUUACCUGAGACGACUCGAUUGGAGUCGUUUCAAGAGCUGCCAUCAGACUCGCGCGAUAGUGGUGUGAAGAUCGUCGAUCCUUUGGCAGUUCUGAAGCAGGUGAGUUCCGGAGUGCACUCUCUUCCAGAAUCCUGGGAUGUCACCAGCGACUCGAUAGCUGCCUGGAUCGCUACGAGGACCAACGCGAGUGAGUUGGUUCUUCUAAAGCCAGCACUGCCACCCCGUGGAGCUACUGUGCAAGACUCAAUUGCGGGUGGAUACGUGGACCGCUACUUCGAGAAAGCGGCUAUAAAGGUGGUACACAUUCGAUGCGUGAACCUGCGAGAGCGCACCUUUCCCGAGGUUGAGAUCGAGUUCGGCGAACACUCUAGAAACUCUUAG